Penicillium subrubescens is the source of this 1506-nucleotide messenger RNA. Its product is annotated as Zn(II)2Cys6 transcription factor. The coding region runs from base 1 to 1506 and encodes 501 amino acids. The transcript is spliced from 4 exons. Gene Ontology annotation, biological process: positive regulation of transcription by RNA polymerase II. Gene Ontology annotation, cellular component: nucleus. Gene Ontology annotation, molecular function: zinc ion binding; transcription cis-regulatory region binding; DNA-binding transcription factor activity, RNA polymerase II-specific. The record is from RefSeq and is a predicted model, not a curated record. Lineage: Eukaryota; Fungi; Ascomycota; Eurotiomycetes; Eurotiales; Aspergillaceae.
AUGUCAGCUCCUCCUGGCAAGAGAAAGGGUUGUUUCCAAUGUUCUAAACGUCGAAUCGUCUGCGAUAAUACCGAGCCCUCCUGUAUCAAGUGCCAGAAGAAAGGAAUUGAGUGCUCGGGGUCGGGGCGGAUUCGGUUCUCCAAUGGGGUGGCGCGUCGAGGGAAGUUGAAGGGAUGCACCAUUCCGGUGGCCGAUCUCUCGCCCGAAUCUGCUCUCGAGACGCAAGCACAAGCUGCAGCUGCCGCUGCACAUCCCCGCAAUAUAAGGUGGAAAGCCGACCAAUCAGCAGAUGCGAGGCGCAAGAAUGCGAAACGACGCGCGAAAAGAGAUGAAGGAGUCACGGAGACGCGAGCCACCCCGUGCGCUAACAACUCUCCUACACACGACGAUCCCAUUAGUCCAUACCCACUCGACGGAAAUCAUUUUGUAGAAGGCGAUCUAUGGGACCGACUCACAGAUACUUCUCCGCAACCUCAGUCUAGCCUGAGCGAAGUUGAUCUGACAGAUGAAGCCGUCGAGGAGGCUGUGGACCUGGCUCGAGUUCCUGUCCCUGUUGUGCAUGGAGCAAUCCAACCUUGGAUUGCGCCUCUGUCACCUCAAGCACGCAUGCUAAUGUCACACUUUGCCGAUCAAGUCGCUCCUGUCAUGGUCGUGUUGGACAAUGUCUCAAAUGGGUACCGUGAUGUUCUAUUACCUCUCGCCUGUGAGGAUGAAUUGUUACGGACAGCAGUAGGGGUUGUUGCGAGUCAACAUUUGGCUUUGUACAAUCCGAGUUUUCAGAGUGCGGCUGAUGAGGGCCGCGCGGUUAUCAUCUCCCGGCUGCGUCGAGACUCAUUACAAGCAUCACCCGAUCGGGUAUUCAACCUAUCUACUUGGGCCACCUUGAUUGUUCUUCUAGUGGGAGAAACCAUCACAGGAAGCUCGGAGUAUACCCACCUUCUGCAGACAUUGAUGUGUCUCAUUCAAAAUGUUGGACAAAUUGCACCAUCUGCGGCGCACGAUUUUCUCAACCAGCAAAGCCAUAUGUUUGAAUUUUUGGGUCAGCCGAUGCUAGGAGAGGCCCAUGGCGUUCAAGCUCUUCGCUUGCCGCUGGACCACUACCUGGAUUGGACCUACUAUGAUCUCCCGUCAGAUUCUGAACACAAUAAGCUCCUCCACAUAUCUCGAAUAGCUUUCAUCAAAGCUUCACAAAUAUAUCUUGGGCGAGUAACUUCGAAUCAAGACCAGUGGGCCCUUUUGGAAGAGCUCAAACAACUCGUUUCUCAGAUUGAUCCUGAGCAAAUGGGAUCCCAUGCUCUUGUAUGGGUCUGCUUUAUUGCCGCUGCGGAUAGCACUGAUCCAGAACACCGCCGGUUCUUCGUUGAUCGAAUGAACCGGGUCUUUACGAAAACAAAAUUUCACAACAUCUCCGCAGGAAUCCAGUCUCUGCCAGCGAUUUGGUCACAACAAGCUUCGGGUCGAUGGACUCAGAAUCUCGCCAAGCUAGCUCCCACUUUGAUCAUGUGA